CUCCAAGCGGCCGGGAGGGGUGACUGACUCUUCGCAGGAACGAGCCGCGGGGGAGGGCGAGGCUUGAAUGAACCGCAGAACCGGAGAUGCGCGCGGCGGGGGAUGUCUGCGCCUGGAGGGACGAUACCAACACUGGCCCCCUCCCCGCCGCCGGUCCUUUCCAGGGAGGGAGGAGGCGGUUCUCUAGCUUUGCCACCGACGUGCGAAGGGCCUGCGAAUCGCACCCUGAGGGUUUGUGUGCGCGCACCCCCCCCCGCCGGGGAGGGGAGGGCUGUGCUCCGCACACCCCCACCGCGGCCCUUUAAGAGCCGGGUUUCGGAGCGAGCAGCAUGAUCAUCCCAGAACUGAAGGGCCUGCCUGCUUCCUUGCCUGCUGCCUGCGCCCGCCAUGCGCUUCUCUCCUCAAGGCCUCCUCCUCGGACCCUGCGCGCCGCCGGCGCCGCCGCCGCUGCUGCUGCUGCUGCUGGCCCUACGCCUCUGCGCGCCUAUCCAGUGGCUGGGGCUGGCGGCCAGCGGGGGCGGCCUGGCCUGGAACGAGACGCAGCACUGCGGGCAGCUGGACGGGCUGGCGGCGGCGGCGGAGCCCCUCGCGCAGCUGUGCCGGAGGCACCUGGAGCUCAUGCCCAGCGUGGUGCAGGCGGCCAGGCAGACCCAAGGCCUCUGCCGGAAGACCUUCGCCGGCAUGCGCUGGAACUGCUCCUUCGUCGCCGGGCCGCGCUUCGCCCCGCAGCUCUUGAAAGGCACCAGGGAAUCCGCCUUUGUCUACGCUCUGGCGGCAGCAGCCGUCAGCCACGCCAUCGCCCGGGCCUGCGCCUCUGAGCAGCUCCCCAUCUGCUCCUGCGGCUCCGCUCCCUCCGAGGAGGCGCCUGAGCCCAACUCCCAAUGGGGCGGUUGUGGGGACAACCUUCACUUUGGCCUCCAGCUGGGCUCUGCUAUUGCAGAUGGGGCCAUGAAGUCAAGCAAGGCAGGCCCUCAAGUCUCCAGGCAGGUGAACCUCCACAACAAUGAAGCCGGCCGCCAGGUCCUGGUGGACUCCAUGGAGACCAAGUGCAAGUGCCAUGGGGUCUCGGGCUCUUGCUCGGUCCAGACUUGCUGGAAAAGCUUGCCAGAUCUAGCAGAAGUCGCCUGGCAGCUGAAAGCCAACUACCUGGCCGCCACUAAAGUGACUUACCGGCAUGUGGGCAGCAGGAAGCAGUUGGUGCCCAAAGACCUGGACUUCCGACCACUAAAGGUGACCGAGUUGAUCUAUCUCAUCAGUUCCCCUGACUACUGUGUGAAGAAUCCCACGCUGGGCUCCCUGGGGACUCAAGACAGACACUGCAACAAGUCUUCUGCGGGUAGUGACAGCUGCAACCUGUUGUGCUGUGGGCGAGGCUACAACGCCUAUAGGGAGAGCAUGGAGGAGAGAUGCCAAUGCAAAUACUACUGGUGUUGCUAUGUACUGUGCAAGAAGUGCCAGAGGGUGGUGGAAAGAUACAUCUGCAAGUGACUGGAAGGCGGGCCCUGAAGCCAGCUGCAUGCUGGGAAGUUGGGCUGUGGCUGCCGCCAUGCUGGUGCUCCAGAACACAUGCGAGGAAACAUGUGCAGCCAGCCUUCCUUCCAGAGCAAAAGAAAGGGCUGCUUGAAGCUGGCCCAGUUUUUGUCCCAAAUCCCAAGUCUCCAGCUGUGGACACAGCUUGAUUAUUCUCCAGUGAAUGGGAACAUGAGCUCAGGUGGUCACCUAGCAGGACAACUCUGAUGCCUUCUCUAAGCCUGGAGUGAUGGGCUGGGAAGGGAGAGCGAGAGCAAGCCCCCCACGAAAGGAUCACAGACAAGGCCGCUGUGAGCGGAGUCCAAGAGCCCUUUGGUGCCAGGAGUUGGCAGUUUGCCUCUGAAGGCCUAGAACCUCCUACAGCUUCUCUUCCCUCUAGUGCACAACAAACACAUUCGGUGUCUGCCUUCUGCACGGAUGUGCUGUGACGAACGGGGCGGUGGCCUAGUGUAGCUCCAAGCCAGCAGCCUCUUGCGCUUGCACAAGGAGUUGGGCGGGGGCAGGGUGCCAAACAGGAGCGCAGCCCCACCCUGGGCAGCAAGCCCCCACCCCUUGCCCGGCUGCAGUGCUGCAGCAGAACACAAGCACCAGCUCCCAAGGCGAACGAGGGCCAGUGGCCAAGUGGGCCCCACUUUCCAGGUGAGGCUGGGAGGGAGGUAUGCACGCUGCCUGCCAACUUGUGCGGCCAUUUGUAGGAUGAAGAGGCUGAGCAGAAACUGGUCGGUUUGCCAUGACUUUGGGAGGAGAAGCUUGCUUAGAAUACCAGAAGCUCUGAUGCUAGAAAUGUUAGGAGUCCAGACGGGCUCCCUCUACGUCUGCUUCAGACUUGCCUCUUGACCAAUCUGCUACUCAGUGGGCUGUUCAGCCUCUUCAGCCAGCCUCCGAGGAAAUCCAAGGUGGCCUUUGAGGCGGGACUCUAGUGACUGGCUGCUCAUUCAUCUUCCUCUCCUUGCAUGUCCUGGUCCUUUACCUUCUUCUGCCCCUUGGUGCUCAGAACGCCGGUUGCCUCUUUCUUGGAACCUGUUUGCCAGGAUCAUCCGUGCUUGUCCCAGGAUACCAACAUCUUCACCCAACGAAGACUUCUGGCCCCUACAAAACACCACCAAUAUGCAAGCAGGAGUCGUCCAUGCACAAUUUAGGCGGAGCAGGAUGGAAACGUUUGCCUCUUGGUGGUAACCAUCUUAACUUGUAACUGUUUGAUAGUUUGCUUACAGAGCAAGCUCAUGAAAGUGAUUUUUUUUUUUGUUCUGCAAAAUAAAACAUUAAAUGUGAUCCAUUUUGUAUCUUGAGCUGCAUACAACUGCUCAGAGACUUGUGUUUUGGGUGGGAUAUACGGUAAAUGUUUUAGAUAAAUAAUAAAUACAGUUAAGCUCA
Molecule: messenger RNA, 2904 nt
Organism: Hemicordylus capensis (graceful crag lizard)
Lineage: Eukaryota; Metazoa; Chordata; Lepidosauria; Squamata; Cordylidae
Product: protein Wnt-11b-2-like
Exons: 5
Coding region: 388-1488 (366 amino acids)
Biological process (GO): neuron differentiation; canonical Wnt signaling pathway; multicellular organism development
Cellular component (GO): extracellular region
Molecular function (GO): cytokine activity; frizzled binding
Source: RefSeq, a predicted model, not a curated record